CCACGUCACGGGCAAGGUGCUCUAACACGGAGAAGAGGGCUCGACCGGUUGCAGCCGUUGGAGUUAAAGCCCCUCCAUCAACGCGCCACCGCCGCUUGCCGGGUAUUAAAUCAAUCAUGUCCUGGGUUAGACCACCUGCCACAAGGAUGGAGCAACGAGAGGGCGGCAAGGCGCUUUGCAGCGACGGGCUCGUUUGGAUAGACAUGGAGCUGACAGGCCUGAACCUGGAAACCGACCGCAUCAUGGAGGUGGCUUGUGUGGUGACUGACAGGGAUCUCAACCCACUCUCAAGGGGGCUGAACCUGGUGUUGCACCAGUCAGACGACAUUCUUGAGGAGAUGGGGGACUGGUGCAAGGAGCAACACGGAAAGUCAGGCCUAACCCAGAAAUGCCGUGAGAGCCGUCUGACGGUCAAGGAGGCGGAAGACCAGCUAUGCGCGCAUGUUGAGGGUCUGGUGACACCUGGCCAGUGUCCACUCGCCGGCAGCACAGUUUACGUGGACCGUCGCUUCUUGCAGCGAGACAUGCCUCGACUGGAUGCCUUGCUUCACUACCGCAUUGUGGAUGUCAGCACCGUCAAGGAGCUAGCAAGGCGGUGGUUCAGAGACGAGUAUUACCAAGCCCUGAGGCUGAAAACAGCAUCCCACAGGGCCAUGCCAGACAUCCUGGAGAGCAUAGAAGAGCUAAGGUUCUACCGGAAGAAGAUAUUCCUAGGAAAAGAUCACAGUAGUGCCAUCAAGGGAGAACCAAAUGUUUAUAGCUAACAAAUUAUUGCGCCAUUCACACUGUCAUCAUCAUCUCAAAAAGAAAAUAAAAAACCUGGUUGGCCGGCUUCAGUUUGAGUUAGCCGUAGUUUUGUUCCCCACUUCCGGCUCACUGAAA
This is a messenger RNA of Dermacentor silvarum, 882 nucleotides long. Its product is annotated as probable oligoribonuclease. The record is from RefSeq and is a predicted model, not a curated record. Gene Ontology annotation, molecular function: nucleic acid binding; 3'-5'-RNA exonuclease activity. Gene Ontology annotation, cellular component: mitochondrion. The coding region runs from base 117 to 764 and encodes 215 amino acids. Lineage: Eukaryota; Metazoa; Arthropoda; Arachnida; Ixodida; Ixodidae. The transcript has a single exon.